This is a messenger RNA of Rhodotorula graminis WP1, 1790 nucleotides long. RefSeq lists its product as uncharacterized. Gene Ontology annotation, biological process: protein folding. The record is from RefSeq and is a predicted model, not a curated record. The transcript is spliced from 7 exons. Gene Ontology annotation, molecular function: ATP-dependent protein folding chaperone; ATP hydrolysis activity; ATP binding. The coding region runs from base 13 to 1695 and encodes 560 amino acids. Lineage: Eukaryota; Fungi; Basidiomycota; Microbotryomycetes; Sporidiobolales; Sporidiobolaceae. Gene Ontology annotation, cellular component: chaperonin-containing T-complex.
GCCCAGCCCGCCAUGUCGAGCUCGCUCAUGUUUGCCCGCGACCCGAGGGCCAGCGUCGGCCUCCUCGGUGCCGGCGAGCGCGUCUCGGGCGCAGAGGUCCGCGAGCAGAACGUCCAGGCCGCUGUCUCCAUCGCCAACAUUGUCCGCACCAGCCUCGGGCCCCACGGCCUCGACAAGAUGCUCGUCGACGACAUUGGCGACGUCACCAUCUCGAACGACGGCGCGACCAUCCUCCAGCUCAUCGAGGUCGAGCACCCGGCCGGCCGCAUCCUCGUCGAGCUCGCCCAGCAGCAGGACAAGGAGGUCGGCGACGGCACCACGUCGGUCGUCAUUGUCGCCGCAGAGCUCCUCCGCCGCGCCAACGACCUCGUCAAGAACAAGAUCCACCCGACGACCGUCAUCACGGGCUACCGCCUCGCGUGCAAGGAGGCCGUCCGCUUCCUCACCGACCACCUGAGCGUGCGCGUCGACCAGCUCGGCCGGGAGUGCCUCAUCAACGUCGCCAAGACGAGCAUGUCGUCCAAGAUCAUCGGCGCCGACGACGCCUUCUUCGCCAACAUGGCCGUCGACGCCAUGCUCGCCGUCAAGACCAUCAACGCGCGAGGCGACGUCAAGUACCCGGUCAAGGCCGUCAACGUCCUCAAGGCCCACGGCAAGAGCGCCACUGAGUCGAUCUACGUCAAGGGCUACGCCCUCAACUGCACCGUCGCGUCUCAGGCCAUGAAGACCCGCAUCACGGGCGCCAAGAUCGCGUGCCUCGACAUGAACCUGCAGAAGACGCGCAUGCACCUCGGCGUCCACAUCACGAUCGACGACCCGGAGCAGCUCGAGGCGAUCCGCAAGCGCGAGUCGGACAUUACGCUCGAGCGCGUGCGCAAGAUUCUCGCGUCGGGCGCCAACGUCAUCCUCACGACCAAGGGCAUCGACGAUCUGUGCCUCAAGGAGUUUGUCGAGGCGGGCGCGAUGGCGGUCCGGCGGUGCAAGAAGGAGGACCUGCGCCGCAUCGCCAAGGCGACGGGCGCGACCAUGGUCAGCUCGCUCGCCAACCUCGAGGGCGACGAGACGUUCGACGCGGCGUACCUCGGCCAGGCCGAGGAGGUCGUCCAGGAGCGCAUCAGCGACGACGAGCUCAUCCUCGUCAAGGGCACCAAGGUCGUCAGCUCGAGCUCGGUCAUCCUCCGUGGCGCCAACGACUACCUCCUCGACGAGAUGGAGCGCGCCCUGCACGACUCGCUGUGCGCCAUCAAGCGGACACUCGAGAGCGGCAGCGUCGUUCCCGGUGGCGGCGCGGUCGAGACGGCGCUCAGCAUCUACCUCGAGAACUUUGCGACGACGCUGGGCUCGCGCGAGCAGCUCGCGAUUGCCGAGUUCGCCAACGCCCUCCUCGUCAUCCCCAAGACGCUCGCCGUCAACGCGGCCAAGGACUCGACCGAGCUCGUCGCCAAGCUGCGCGCGUACCACAACGCGGCCCAGUCGGCGCCGACGGGCGACCCCAAGCGCGCCCUGCGCCACUACGGCCUCGACCUCAUGAAGGGCGAGGUGCGUGACAACGUCAAGGCGGGCGUGCUCGAGCCCAUGAUCAGCAAGAUCAAGAGCCUCAAGAGCGCGCUCGAGGCGUGCACGGCGUUGCUGAGGAUUGACGACCGGAUCACGGUCCCGCCGGAGCAGAAGGGCGAGGACCCUCACGGGCACUGAGCGUGGUCGCGAGUCGGGGCGCAUGACGACGACGACGAGGGUGUGUUGGAGCUACGUCGCACAACUGCAGAACCUGUACUUCUCUGUCCUCUCGA